AUGGGUUGCAGGCGCCUUCUCUCAUGGCACCCUGCCAAGAUCUUCGGCUGCCUAGUAUUUCUGAGUUUCUCUGUGGAGGCAGUAGAGGAAGGCAACCCGACCUGCUGGCAAGAAGGCUUCUCCUAUGAAAUGUGCUGCGAUGAGAAGUAUGGGCCUGAAGGCAACGAAGAAUGCUGGGAUGGGAUGCACACCUUUCAAACCUGCUGCUUACCUGGAGUCAGCGGAUAUUCGCCAGUGGCAGGCUUCGAGGAUCUCAUGGCCCGGGGCUCCACCGGAGAUGUUUCGGUCUUGCCUGCGAUCAUUCAGCUCAUCAGCUCUGGCGGCGAGGACUGCACGAAGUCUUCUCACCCCAAUGCUUCCGGCUGCGAUACGGGAGGCGACGGGAUCUCGGGCAGGCAGUGGAAAGCUUUCUUCGAGGGUUCAUCGAUGUCGAAAUUCAUGCGUUUACAGCCCUGGCCUCCGGAUGGAGAGCCUUCGAAACUCUGGAAAGCAUGCUGCUCCGACUCUAGCAUGAGCAUCCGUGAUCGUGUCUUGACAUUGGCCGAGUCUUGUGCCGCCGGAGCAGCUGCUUUGGUUCUGUCUGUUCUUCCGCAGCUUGACGCAACCUCCCCCACAGCCGCGCUCGAAGGCUAUGCUGUUGGCUCAGAGCUGGCUGUGAGAUUGCAGGAAACUGGGGACUGCCGGUGGCUGUACCAGACAAAUCGAGCUGCUUGGAUGCACUACGACUGGUUCAUGUCACCACCGGAAAAAAUGCUGCCAUGUGUUGGAUCCGUUCGCAUCUUCGUCGACGAGCGUGACACGGCAUCGGUGCUGCGAGAGGCCCCUCUCAGCUGUGCACAUCGAGGCCUCUGCUUCACAGAGGUCUGGGUACACGAAUUCUUUCAACGCGCGAGCUGUCGCGUAGACGAUCCCGCCCAGGCUGAUUUUGUUUACGUGCCCAUCUACUUGUCCUGCUACGACAUGCAGGGGCCAAAGCGGGGCGACCAAGCCCUCGCCCUGGAAAAGUUGAUGGGAGACCUAAUGGCACAGGAGGGCCCACCGGUGUUGUUGGUUUUUACUUGCGAGAAGUGGAAGAUGAAAGGAUGGAGGAGCCUGCUGGGCCGCGAAGGUGAUCGAAUGCGAGACCACGUGGUGGCUGCAGUGGAGACUCGACCUCUCUUGGGCCCAGAAGACGAUGAAAGGAUCCUUCCGGGGACUGCGUGGAGUUGUGAGGACUGCUUUCGAUUUGGCUUGGAUGUGGUCUUGCCAUCGGCCGUUCCGGCACCCGAAGCCUAUCGACUUCGAUUCUUCAACAGGGAGCUAGACGAGCGAACCCUUCUGCUGGUUUGGCGAGGGGAGCACGCCGAGUCGGAUAUUAGGUCAGACGUGCGAGAAGGUUACCUCGAGGUAAACGAGACAGUGCGACCAAAAAUUAUCAAGUAUUUUGAGAGCAAGCCCGAUGCCGAUGUGGGUCGUCCCUCCAUGCGAUACAGCUUCCUCAUGGGUAACUCGCACUUUUGUCUAGUGCCACGUGGUCGUGGCUGGUGGACGGUCCGCCUUUUCGAGGCUUUCUACGCCGGCUGCAUACCGGUUCUGCUCAGUGACGACGUAGAGCUGCCGUUCGAGGAUUUCCUGGAUUGGGACACCUUUUCUCUGAAGUGGCCAAUGCAUGAAGUCGGGGAGAGCCUCUACUUGCAUUUGCGGGCCUUGAAGCGCGAUGAGCGCAAGAUGAGGGAGCUUCACGAAGGUGUGCGUGCCGUCUCUUGCUGGUUCGAUUUCUUGGAUCCGUCGGGUGAAUGCUCGCCGUAUCAGGGCCUCUUAAGGCAACUGGCCCGCAAACGGCAGAUGAGGCCCAGGAAGCUCUGCAGUGCGCUGGCCGUUCUGGCCGUCUACGUUCUUCUUCGGAUCGGAGAGCUGGAGGACCACGACCACGGGCAUGGUUCCGACCACGGCCAUGGUGGCCAUGGCGGCCAUGGCGGCCACGGCCACUCUGGUCAUCACGAGCUGUGA
Symbiodinium sp. CCMP2592 is the source of this 1989-nucleotide messenger RNA. Lineage: Eukaryota; Dinophyceae; Suessiales; Symbiodiniaceae. The record is from the annotation of a GenBank genome assembly.